UUGUGUCAUCUGUGCGAAUGCCAAGCUGGAGAGCGGAACUCUUGCGGUAUCUCUCCUUCGUGUUGCUGCACAUCACUGACUAUGUGACAAACAUCUUGACGAUGCUGAUAGUUUGUCUGGUCAAUCAUCCUCGAUAUUUCUAUGUGCUCCUUUUAGCGCAUUUGGUCAUAGGUUGUUUCUGUACAUGCUCAGCCUUCAGACGUUUGGAGUGGCAAAGAUGGUGCUGUGUGCCCUUUAUCAAUUUUUUGAUCAUGGUCGUUUGCAUGGGAUUGAUGCAAGGGGUGCAGCUCUGCAUGGCCCAUGAGGACUACAUAAGACGACGAGCGCGUUUGCUGGGCAGUUCAAGCGCCAACGAGAUGCAGGUUCCAGCUAUGAUGCCAGCUCGAUUCCACAGCAAGGCGAUGGAUGGCCUGCUCGAAGGGAGUGUCUUUGCCUACGUCUCAAUGUAUGCGUUGUUGAAAGACAACUGGGCAGAGCCCCGUUUCAAUCCUGUACUUCUACAGGAGGACUGGUACACCCCGUGCCUGUACAUCGGGGCAUUCUGUAGCAUGCUGAACGUUGGGUUGGCCCUCGUGGAGAUUGACCACCGAACUUCAGCCUGUAUACAAACUGUCUUGGAUGCGAACCAUUCUCCAUUGGCCUCUACAAGACACUUGGCGUUCAGAGCUGCAGAAUUUUCUAUGAGGCUUUUGACACUUCUAGCUUUCUGCACAUUCAUGCGUCCAUUGCGAUUUUGGUGGAUUGCCUACGUUUUAGUUGCAGCUGACUACAUUUUUGGGGUUGCACUUCUGAUCAUUUUGGGUGGUCGAGACCCAGUGAAGGAGGCUUGCAUAGUGUUGGGAUUGCCGCUCUUCAUGGUCAACAUCAUGCAAUUUGUUGAUGCUCCGGGAAUGAGUCUCCAGGCGAGACAAAUUUCUGAGAUCAUGGUGCCACUCCGAAGUGCAGAGCUUGCUGGAGUUUUACUAUUCUGCGUUUUUUGCCCAGCCAAAAUCCGGGUAGUGGGCCAGAACGAGGAUUUUGGCAUGAUUUCCUUCAUUCUGGCGUUCCAUACUUCCUGGGCAAUUUGCUGGGUAGCGAGUGUGCUGAUUUACUACUCCUUGCUGGCGACAUAUGCUGCAAGGACAAAACCCGGAGCCGAUCUUCACAGCGCGGUGGCCUACGGUGAAGUUGACGUCCUACGAGAUCUGCUGAGAAGCUCUGAACUUGUCUUGGACAUCUCUCGCUUUGGACCAGAUGGGAAGAAUCCAUUGCAUUUGGCAGCCCGUAGAGGGCAGGUCGAGUGCAUGAAGUUGCUGGUCGAGGAGAAGGCAGAUCUUCAGGCACGGACUGGUAACAAGCAGCAAAAUAUGGCUCUGCAUUUGGCAGCCAUGAACAAGGCCUGCAUGGAUUGCCUACUUGGGUUUUAGCAAGGAAAGAAGAAAGAAAGGAACAUUGAACAAACCUCCC
This is a messenger RNA of Cladocopium goreaui, 1446 nucleotides long. The record is from the annotation of a GenBank genome assembly. Lineage: Eukaryota; Dinophyceae; Suessiales; Symbiodiniaceae.